This is a messenger RNA of Branchiostoma floridae (Florida lancelet), 3962 nucleotides long. Its product is annotated as TBC1 domain family member 23-like. Gene Ontology annotation, biological process: retrograde transport, endosome to Golgi. Gene Ontology annotation, cellular component: trans-Golgi network. NCBI's taxonomy places the organism in Eukaryota, Metazoa, Chordata, Leptocardii, Amphioxiformes, Branchiostomatidae. The record is from RefSeq and is a predicted model, not a curated record.
UGAAAACAAAAGUGCCAGUGGAUACGGAAAUCUUCUUUUACCAUAUCAGACCUAUCGGUGCGAAUCAAUAACUUCAUAUAACACCAGUUGUUCGACUGACGAGCUGAUCAGUUGGAUGAUAUUUGCAUAUUAGAGAUAACGUCAUUAAUCACGAAUGUUUGCGUUGGACACGUCACCAAGAUGGCGGAAGUAGACGAACAGGAGCUGGAGUCGGAAGACUGGCAGGUGGAGUUAGAGACAGCUGUGUUAGAGGGCAGCUGUGACAUCGGAAUCAUCCGGAACAUCUGCAAGGGUCGGCAGGUUCCUGAGGAACUCAGACCGGGGGUAUGGAAGAUCUGCUUGAACGUAGCUGCAAAGGGAGACUCCAUGGAGUCCUGGGAUGGAGUGUUCGACUUACCGCAGCAGGACGUUCUCAGGCAAGACUGCCUCAACCUCCUAGAAAAGUAUGACGAUCUGGCAGAAGAGCAGCUGGCCCUCCUGAGCGACAUGGAGUCAGUGCUCACGUUCUACGCCAAGUCUCGCAGUCUACAGUACACCUCCGGGAACGGCUGGGUGGAUAUUCUGGCUCCUCUUAUUCCACUGCGUCUGCCCAGAAAAGAUCUGUACAAUUGCUUCUAUGCCAUCAUGACCAAAUAUAUUCCAAGGGACUGUAAAGUUGAUGGGAAGCCAUUCCACUUGUUCAGGCUGUUACUGUUGUAUCAUGAUCCUGAGCUCUGCAACUUCCUGGACACUAAAAGGAUAUCAGCAGAUAUGUAUGCUCUUAUGUGGAUCCAGAGCCUGUUUGCGAGCCCGUGUGAGUUGAGUGUGGUGCAACCCAUGUGGGACCUGUACUUACAGCAGGCGGACCCCUUCUUCCUGUUCUUCCUUGCACUAGUCAUACUUGUAAACGCCAAAGAACAGAUUCUUCCUAUGGAGAAUGAAGAUAAGCAGGUCAUUAUAGAUACCUUAAAAGUCUUUCCUGCCCAACUUGAAGCUGAAGAUAUUGAAGAUUUCUGUGCCCUGGCCCUGUACUACUCCUCAAGGACUCCCCAGUCUUUCAGAAAGGAUUACCAGUACAUGUUUGGAGGCAGCCUGACAGCCAGAGAAGAUGCAGGUGAUGAGGAGAUGCUGUCUCAGGCCCUGUGUCUGCCUGUGUCUGUGGCUGAACUACUGCAGGCCACGGAGGACUCAAAUGGCGACAGUGUACACUAUUUUGUUGUGGAUUGCAGGCCUGCUGACCAAUACAAUACCGGGCAUCUUUCCACUGCUUUUCAUUUAGAUGCUAAUCUGAUGUUGCAGGUCCCGACAGAGUUUGCCCUGGCUGUGCAAGCCUUGUUUUCGGCGCAGCGCACAGCGAUAGCGGCGGGGUCGGUGGCAGGUGGGGAGCACCUGUGCUUCAUGGGGAGUGGUCGGGAUGAGGAGGACCAAUAUGUACACAUGGUGGUGGCACACUUCCUGCAGAGACAUACAGCCUUCAUCAGUUUAGCCAGAGGAGGCUAUCAUGCGCUACACACUGAGCUUGUGAAGAGAGAAGAGAAGGGUGAUUCUAACUUCUCAGUCAGGACCUGUAUAGUGUCUACUGCAGGGGAGGACGUCAAUGGGGAACAUGACGGGAGAUCUGGGGCGCAGGGAGCAUCUCUCAUCAACAAGCUGUCCAGCGCUGUCAGACACAAGUCAGACGUCAUGAAGGAACAACUCUCCAAAAUCAAGGACAAACUGGCAGAGGGGGCUGGGCCUGUAGAAAGACAUGUAAGCAGCAGUGACAAACUAGGCAAGCCCUACCGUGGUGUCAAACCAGUCUUCAGUAUUGGGGAUGAAGAGGAUGACCAUGAUGAAAUUGACAACUUCAGUGUGUCUGACGAUGAACAUGAGGUGGUGAACUUGGACACGUGGUUGAAGAAGCCAGACGUUAUUCAGCACUUUCCCUGUCAAGAAGUCAAGGAGUCGGGUCAUCUACUGCCAAGCCACCUGUUACUGACCAGCACUCACAUGUAUGUUUUGAGAGACAAUCCAGACAGAAAAGGAAUGUCGUUCAUCCAGUCCAGACAUGCGCUAACAGAAGUUGUGAAAAUAACAUCCAAGAAAAGACAUCCUGAUUUGAUCACCUUCAAGUACGGGAUCAGUGAGGAGGAGGGUGUCCAGGUGACUGGCAUGGAGAGGUUUCUGAUCCCCGAGGCAGCAACCUGCACCAGAUUUAUCAAGGAACAGAUCCUCAAGGUACUGGAUGCCACAGACAGCUGACCUCCUGCAACGCAUCAUUCGUGCAAUUCCAGAUUCCUUUUGAUCAGUGUUCAGCUCUAGACAGACAGACACAAGGGCACAGUACGCCAUGAUUUACCUUUAGAGCUCUUCCGACAAUUUGAACUGAACCUGUUCUAUUCCUAUACCUUUCCUGUAUUGUUUUAUGUUUUGUUGUUUUCCUUUUGUCACCUUUCUGGCUAAUUUAUGUUUUACCUUUUGUUUGAAGGACAUUUUGUCGUUUGUGAAACUAGACACUAGAGUCCUGUGAUAUAAUUAUGGGUACAUCCAUGUAUGUGAUACAUACAUCAUGGUACAUACAUGUAAAUGAUAAUACAUUUUGCAUAAUAUGAUGUCCAUUCUGGUAACUUAAUUAAUGAUUCCUAUAAGAGGAAAUACCUUAAGAUGUGGUAUGAUAUAAUAUUUAGGGGACCUAACAAAAAUCCAAUUGCAUUGGUUAUGUGCUAAGACUAAGAUGACUUCACAAUCUCUGACCUACAAUAAGGCUCUACAUUAAAGUAAUCCUUUCUACUAUUCCACUUACUGCACACUCUGAUCUGUGCAAAUCUUUUCAGCAUAGUGUAAGACAAAGACUAACAUUUAGUACAAUUUUCACAUCCAAUUUCAACGAUAGUGAAAAUGUUGCAUUAUAAAUAUACAAACCAAACUUUCCAUGUUUUGCACUUAAAGAUGAGUGUUGCUAUGCUACAUGGAACAGCAGGAAAAGCUAGACGUCAGUGUUUCUGCUAGUGAAAUUAUCAUGUCAGUGAUGAGGGUGGUAUGUAACCCUAUUGAGGCAGACAGCACCUUUUUUUCCUAACUCUUGGUGGCUAUUGUAAAAAUGUAUGCUUUUAUGGACCUUUUUUGUGCUUUCCUUUGCCAUGUGGCACAUGAAAUGACAUAUCUUUAUUGUAUUAUUAUUAUUAUAAUCCCGAAAGAUAUUCAAUUCAAAGGUUUAUGAAGGUUAGACAUCUCAAUUCAUAUUUUCCAAGCAAGCUUCAGAAUUUACUAUAGCUAAAAGUAUAAUGAUAAUAUACGAAUAUUGUUAUGUACCAGUAAUCUGUACAUUGGUGUCCCACAAUGAGUGGAGAAAGAUGAAAGCUUCGUGUGCUUGGAAAAUGCCUCACUUUGCCACUCUAGAUAUACACUAUUAAGCUAAGGGCGCAAAGCCGUACGUGCAAAUGCGUGCUGUCUACAUGCCAAAACGUGGACAAUCUUUUGGGAUCCAUAAGUGGUAAGUAGAGGAGAUAGGCGCCGCCAGGGGACUAAAAGCCUGUUGAGUCAGCAUAACAUGUUGUGCUGCCCCUACGGCUAAUUAAUCAGCCUACGGCUGAUUAAAAGGCUAUGGGACGAACGAACGAACGAACGAAGUGGUAAGUACCGCCUCCGUCUGAACACGUAGAGAAUCCGACAGAAUUUGGAGCACGCAGACAUGCCGUAGAAGUUUACGUGCAGGUAUGUGUGCCAUUGGACUGCGGAUUGGCCCUCACGUGCCCUGUACAGGCUGAACGUUUUCAGAAAUAUGUGGCGGAAAUGGCAUCCCCAAAAAAUUUACAAAUUGCACGUACGGCGAGUUGUGCCCUUAGCUUAACUUAAAUGAUGUUACAUAAAUUGCAUUGCCUGCUGUUCAGUGGAGGUAAUCCUGGUGUCUUUGUGCCAAACUGCAUUUACAAAGGGUCAUGUACACACGUGGCAGCCCAGAUCUUUGCAAACUUUCAUUAAACCAGGCCAACAAUUACUAUAAA